This is a messenger RNA of Rhodamnia argentea, 871 nucleotides long. RefSeq lists its product as uncharacterized. Bases 318 to 683 code for a protein of 121 amino acids. NCBI's taxonomy places the organism in Eukaryota, Viridiplantae, Streptophyta, Magnoliopsida, Myrtales, Myrtaceae. The transcript is spliced from 3 exons. The record is from RefSeq and is a predicted model, not a curated record.
GCUCUCGUUGCCCUCAGUUUCGCUCUCCCGCUUGACGCCGCUCUCGCCCUCUCGCUCUUGUCCUCCCCUCUCGCUGAUCUCAGCCACCAACGGCUAGACCGAGCGCCGACGUGCGCCGCCGGAGCAUUCGUCGUCUUCCUCGCCUGCUUCUCCCCCGCUCGGUGCUCGUCGACGAUCCCGCUCGAAACGGUCCCUGGUUUCGCCACUUUCUCCGCUCCAACAGCGAUCUCCGUCUCUUUCGGUACUCCGGCACCGCUCCGUUUUUAAGUUAUAAGAAGCUUCCGUCUUCCAAGCAGGAGACAGGCAUAUAAAGGGUCAUGUUGGGGACAGCAAUUAGGCUUUUUUCGACGAAGCCGAAACCGAAGAUGAAACCGACUGAGCUCAAGAUGCCUCCAGAGCAGACACAAACAAUCACGAGGGUCAUCUUUGACUUAUUGAAGGAGCAUGGUCCUCUCACGAUAGCAGACACCUGGGAACGUGUUCAAGAAGUUGGUUUAAGAGGACUGACUAGCAAAAGGCACAUGAAAAUUGUGUUGAGAUGGAUGAGAGAGAGACAAAAGUUGCGGCUCAUAUGCAACCAUGUUGGUCCGAAUAAGCAAUUUCUCUACACAACUUGGUUCACAAAAGUGCGGCAAGAAACAGAUAGAACAACGAAUGUAGCUUCAAAACCUGGACAUCCAUGACAUGUUGCAGGUAGGCCUAUUGUAAAUGUAGAAAGCACACACAAAGAUGUGUUGCUUUGACUUUUGAGUCAUCAUUGUAUCUUAACUCUUCUUCCUAGUUUUUAUUUUUUUGCUUGUUAGAAGAGCCGUACUUGCAUUUGCAAGGUUGUGUAAAUAAAGUUGAAUGUUAUGGUACCUGAUUUGCAUAA